Molecule: messenger RNA, 1046 nt
Organism: Bacillus rossius redtenbacheri
Lineage: Eukaryota; Metazoa; Arthropoda; Insecta; Phasmatodea; Bacillidae
Product: coiled-coil domain-containing protein 25
Exons: 6
Coding region: 210-839 (209 amino acids)
Source: RefSeq, a predicted model, not a curated record
CAAAGACUCACCAAGAUCUAUGUACUCGAACAUAGAGUUGGCUUGGAUAAUCGACUCAAUUCUAUGUGAUUCCUUUCUCUAUGGGUUUUAUUUGUAAAGAUACUUUGGUUUCAAUUCAAAUCGCACGUUUUAUAUUUUAAUUGUGUUCAUUGUAAUGAGCCAAAUUUAGAACGAAGUGUUGGUUUUUUGUUUUGAGAAACAAGGCUAUCAUGGUGCUUUACUUUACGAGCAAUGUGGUCUCUCCACCGGUGACGCUUUUUAUGGGUGCAGAUAAGUACGAGAAUGAGAAACUCAUUAAAUGGGGCUGGCCUGAAGACGUUUGGUUUCAUGUGGACAAACUUUCCUCAGCGCACGUUUACUUACGGCUACAUUCAGGCCAGUCGCUGGACGACGUCCCGACGGCAGUCCUGGAGGACGCGGCCCAGCUGGUGAAGGCCAACAGCAUCCUAGGGAACAAGAUGAACGACAUUGACGUCAUCUACACCAUGUGGUCGAACCUGAAGAAAACAGAAGGGAUGGAAGUGGGACAAGUCGGUUUCUUUAAAGACAAUGAAGUGCGUAAGAUGAGAGUGGCCAAGCGAAUCAACGAGAUAGUGAACAGGCUGAACAAGACGAAGCGGGAAGCCCAGCCCGACCUGCAGGCGGAGCGGGAGGAGAGGGACAAGAGCGAGCGGGAGGACAAGAAGAGGCUGCUGAGAGAGCAGAAGGAGCGCGAGAAGGAGGAAGAGAGGCGGAAACAAGAGGAAGCUGAGCUGAGGAGCUACACAACACUUAUGAAGUCUGAGAACAUGACCUCCAACAUGUGUCCGGAUGGUAACGACUCAGACGAUUUCAUGUGACUGGCUGCGAGAGUCGAGCAUCACAUCCUGCAGUUUCUUGUUGGUUCUUAGCAGCAACUGAUGUGCCAGACAAGAUGUGCUGCACGUGAACAUUUUACAUGUGUCAGUCCGUUCAUUCCAAAACUAAAACAUUUCAUAGUCAUGUUGAAAUGGUUUUCUGUUUUGUUUCAUUUAAAAAAAAAAAAAGUAAAAAUAUGUUCCAUUCAA